Varroa destructor (honeybee mite) is the source of this 2444-nucleotide messenger RNA. It is a transcript of the gene zyd, whose product is annotated as sodium/potassium/calcium exchanger zydeco. Lineage: Eukaryota; Metazoa; Arthropoda; Arachnida; Mesostigmata; Varroidae. Gene Ontology annotation, cellular component: plasma membrane. Gene Ontology annotation, molecular function: calcium, potassium:sodium antiporter activity; calcium channel activity. Gene Ontology annotation, biological process: intracellular calcium ion homeostasis; calcium ion transmembrane transport. The record is from RefSeq and is a predicted model, not a curated record.
CAUCACUUACCCAACAAUCGCUUGGAGCGAUUCGACUGCAAUGGAAUGAAAGGAACCUGCGUAUGUGCUAGGCACCUCGGUUGUGACAAGAGUCAAUGUUGUUAGUUCAUUUACGUUAGAAUCUGUACAUGGCAGUAUUUCGAAGCUAGACUGGUGCGAUAAGUGUGCUUGCUGAUGACGUACAGUGAUUAAAUGGUAACUAAAAGAAAGAGUUUGCCGGUGGAAUAAAGCAAUGCCUGCCAAAAUCAUAUUAAAACAAUAGCGCUACUGCUGGCUUUCGCGUGUUGUACGUCUGUGUUCCCCCCACGUCCGUUACUGAAUAGAUCACGAUGAAGAUAUCAGCUGUUAGUUGUUGAAAACGAACGACAUUUCGACGGCAUAUUGAGGCAGACUUGUCAAGCAGUUCAAGACAUCGAGCUAUUGAAGGCGUUCAUCGUGUUCCUGAACCAUUUGAAUUUCCGUGCAUCUUUUCUUGAGAACGAUGCGAAUAGCUACUUCAAUUUAAUGGCAGUAAAAAAUAGUGAUAAAUAAAUUCGCGCACGCGUUCCACAGUGACUUCGAUCAGGCCGCUACUCGACACAGACGUCACGAUGGACCCUCUAGUACCCACCAACUGUACAUUCUCCUCGAUCAAUGACUUUCCGCCGGACCUGUUCACGCAAGAGCAGAGGGCGACUGGGGCGAUCGCAAUUCAUAUCUCUGUAAUUCUCUAUAUGUGCGGCGUAAUGGGUAUCGUUUGCAAUCGCUACUUUAUACCUAGCCUGGAAAUUGCCAGCGAUGCCUGCGGUCUUUCGUCGGAUGUCGCCGGUGCGACUUUCAUGGCAAUAGGAACCUCUGCCCCUGAACUAUUCAGCUCUGUCAUCGGCUCGUUUAUCACUGAGGGUGACAUCGGAGUUGGCACCAUUGUUGGAUCGGCGGUAUUCAAUAUUCUUGGUGUGACGGCAGUAAUUGGCCUGGCGGUCGGUAAAAAGGACUUGAAAAUUGACUGGUUCCCGAUAAGUCGCGACAGCGUCGUAUACAUAAUGAGCGUCACCCUUCUUAUAAUCAUUAUUUCGGACAACUUCGUGUCAUGGUACGAGGCAGUAAUCCUGCUGUUAUUUUACGGUCUAUAUGUGGCCAUUAUGCUUUUUAACACGCGUCUAGACAAAGUUGCGCACUACGGGAUUGCAUAUCUCUCAAAAAAAGUAAAAUCAACGGAAUACACUGCUCUUUUGGAGGAGACCACAGUGGCUCAGUGCAACGACGAUGAUAACAGAAAAUUACCAUCUCCAAUUUUUGAGGUUCCAAAUGGAGGGUUCUUCGCACUAAUUUCGUGGCUUAUUUUUCUGCCCGCGAAUAUCGUCCUUACGUGCACAAUUCCUGAUGUCAGAGGACAACUUCGGUGUUUAUACCCUCUGACCUUCUUGAUUUCGGUUCUAUGGAUUGGACUGAGUUCCUACAUCACUGUAUGGAUGGUCACCGUCGGAGGAUACACGCUUGGCGUUCCAGACACGAUUUCAGGGCUUACCAUCCUUGCUACUGGCACCAGCGUGCCGGAGCUGUUCGCGACUGUUCUGGUAGCGAGAAGCGGAAAGGGCAAUAUGGCCCUGUGCAGUCUUCUCGGGUCGAACAUCUUCGAUCUCCUUUUCUGUCUCGGCGCACCUUGGCUUGCCAAAACAGUCAUCGCUAAUCGAGAAAUAUUGAUUCAGUCGUUAGCACUUACAUACACCUCGAUCACUCUGUUGGCAACCAUUGCUCUGCUGUACUCCGCAAUGGUGAUCAUGAAAUGGAAGGUGAACUACCUGACGGGGGUCUUAUGUCUCGCGCUUUACGUGAUCUUCAUCACCCUCGCGUGCCUUUAUGAGUUCCUUAUGUUCGGUUUUAGCAUCCCAUGCUGAAAUCUUCCAACCUACAAUGACCUUGACAAAGGCUGCAUUCAUACGAUGUUUUCCUUCUGUAGAACUCGUGUCGAAGAACUCAAUGUGUAACUAGCAAAUUUUUAUGGUAAUCUUUGUUUGUUAACUAAUUUAUUAUUAGGAUGUUCCUCAAUCUAUCGAACGUUUCUGUUGAUUGAUGUAGCAGGUUUUUCGCUCCAGCUACUCAUGCUAAUGGCCGGCGUUGAAGAAAGCGGAAUCAUGUGGCUGUUUGAAUGAAGUAAAAUAACAAUCUAGCAUUUGUUAUCGGUCGCAGUUGUGAUACCUUGGUGAUUCACUGCCACGUGGCUGUAGCUAACUGAUAAGGUCUUUCAGAUGGGUAAUUUUCAAAAUGAAAGAAAUAAAAUGAGAACUUUUACAAAUUUGUUGUACACCUUUAAACGUAUGGUUUUUUUUAGCUAAUCGCUAAAUUGAGCAUUUUUAUCGCCGUAACGUUGUUGAAUGUGAAUCAUCAAUAGGUUUGUUUAGUAACAAAAUGUUGUCAUUUCAAAUUUGACGGACACACAAAUAAAUGAAUAUAUCUAUUCAGUA